CGCGUUAGAGGUGGUGUUGAGGCACUGACUAGCGUGAGCUAGCGCGCUAAGAGUUAACUGUUCAUCAGCGAUGGUGUGACUUCAGAAAUUCGACAUUAGUGAUGGAUUAAAGAGAAACGCGCGGACAUCAUUCAAGGGUUUGAGGAGUUUUCUACAGAAAGAAGAAGUUUAUCCGAAGAGCGGACUGAAACUUUGCUGAAGUCGGUUGCGGCUUGUUAAUCCAAACUUCCUUAAUAUGCAGUUUAAAGUUUUGAGGGUAUCGUAGUAGUGCACUUCAUCUUCAGGUUGUUGAUGUGAACGCAGUGUAAAGACCUCGGGGUCGGUGCUGAGCCCAGUGGAACUCUCAGGAAGCUAAGGUUCUGAACACACAUGGCCUGGAGUGCGUUCGUAGCCAUGGACAGAGCGAUCGCGACGCGUUCCGACCCGCCAAGCCCCGAUCCGCUCAAACCGGCCCCCGGCGCCGCCCUGCAGGUUCAGCUGUACUACUGCAGCCAGAGCGCCGGCUCCUCGGUCCUCACCUUCCCACCUGGAGAUUACGUAGCGGAGGAGCUCUGCAUCAAGGCUGCCAAAGAGUGCGGUGUUAGCCCCAUGUACCUGAGUCUGUUCGGGCUGAUGAGGGAGGGCGAGCGCGUCUGGUUCCCUCCAAACCAUAUCUUUAAAGUCGAGCAGGCGACCAAUGAGAAGCUCCUGUUCAGGAUCAGGUUUUAUUUCCCCAGCUGGUACGGGAGAGGAUCGAGCCACGCCCACCGCUACGGCGUCACCAAGAGCUCCGAGGCUCCCGUGUUUGAUGACGUCACCACGGCGUAUCUGUUCGCCCAGUGGAGGAGUGAUUUUGUGGAUGGUUUGGUGAGUGUCCCCGUUACCCAUGAUGCUCAGGAGGAAUGCCUCGGCCUGGCGGUGCUGGACAUGAUGAGGAUUGCUAAGGAGAAAGGCCGCGCGCCUAUCGAAAUAUACCAUGACUACAGCUACAAGAGUUUCCUGCCCAAAGCCAUCCGCGCUCACAUCCAGCGCUACCACAUCGUGACGCGGAAGCGGAUCCGUUAUCGGUUCCGGCGGUUCGUGGAGAGUCUGCGGUGCUACAAGGCCCCCGUCACGGAGCUCAUGCUGAAGUACGUGGCCAGUUUAGAGGUUCUGCAGCCUGGGUUCUACACCGAACGCUUCCUGGUCUCGCACCCCAUCCAUGGCAUGGUGACCAUCGUCGUCACCGGCAACCAUGGCAUCCAGUGGACCAAGGCGAAGGACGCUGGAGAUGGACAGGACGUCCAGACGUACUGUGAUUUCCCUGAUGUUAUUGAUAUCAGCAUUAAGCAGGCGAGUAAAGACGGUUCUGUCGAGAGUCGCAUCGUCACCAUCAACAGACAGGACGGCCAGCCACUGGAUUUGGAGUUCUCGUCCCUGUCCGAGGCGUUGUCCUUCAUCUCCCUGAUCGACGGCUACUACAGACUCACCACAGAUGCUCAUCAUUACCUGUGCAAAGAGGUGGCGCCCCCUAGGCUGCUCGAGGCCAUUCAGUGUAACUGCCACGGCCCCGUCUCUAUGGAAUUUGCCGUCAGUCGUCUCCGCCGCUGUGACAACGCUAAAGGCAUGUACAUCGUGCGCUGCAGUCCCAAAGACUACGACAAGUACUUCCUGUCCUUCGUGGUUGAGUAUGACGGUGUCUUUGAGUAUAAACACUGUCAGAUCGUGCGCACUCCAGAAGGCGAGUUUGUCCUGAGUGGAGCGAAGUGUGUGUUCAGCAGUCUGAGUGAGCUUCUGCACCGCUACCAGAAGGAGGCGCUGCGCUCCGAGGGUCACAUCUUCCAGUUCACCAAGUGCUGCCCUCCGAGGAACAAAGAUAAGUCAAACUUGUUGAUCUGUAGAAGUGAUCAGGGCUCAGAUGUUCCGUUUUCUCCAUCACUCUCCAAACAUACCCAGAUGGUCUUCCACAAAAUCCACAGAGAGCAUCUGCAAAUGCUGGAUUGUCUGGGACAGGGGACGUUCACGCAGGUGUUCCGUGGAGUCAGGAGUGAGGUGACGGAUUAUGGGGAGGUGCACAAGAUGGACGUGGUGUUGAAGGUGCUGGACAAGAGCCAGCGCAACUACACUGAGUCGUUCUUUGAAGCAGCCAGUAUGAUGAGUCAGGUUUCCCAUAAGCACUUGCUGCUGAAUUAUGGGAUCUGUGUGUGUACAGAGGAGCACAUCAUGGUGCAGGAGUUUGUGCGUUUUGGUUCUUUGGACACGUACCUGAAGAGGAACCGCAGCUCCAUCAACAUCACCUGGAAGCUGGAGGUGGCCAAGCAGCUGGCCUGGGCCAUGCACUACCUGGAGGAUAAGAGCCUGAUCCACGGGAACGUGUGCGCCAAAAACAUUCUGCUCGCUAGAGAAGAGGACAGAAAGACACACACUCCACCUUUCAUCAAACUGAGUGACCCGGGAAUCAGCAUCUCAGUUCAGCCAAGAGAGAUUCUGAUCGAGCACAUCCCCUGGGUUCCCCCGGAGUGUGUAAAGGAUCAGAGGAACCUGAGCUUAGCCACGGAUAAGUGGAGCUUCGGCACCACACUGUGGGAGAUCUACAACGGAGGAGAGAAACCGCUCAGCUCCUACGACUCCUCCAAGAAGCUGCUGUUCUAUGAGGACAGACACCAGCUCUCGGCUCCUAAAUGGACAGAACUCGCCUCUCUGAUCAACACCUGUAUGGAUUACGAGCCGUUCCAGCGUCCGGCCUUUAGAUCCGUCAUCCGAGACCUGAACAGCCUCUUCACCCCUGAUUACGAGUUAUUGGUAGAGAACGAUGUUGUUCCCGUUAGAAACCGAGGCUUCGGGUUGCCCGGGACGCUCGACAGCCAGGAGCCGACUCAGUUCGAGGCGAGACACUUGAUCUUCCUGCAGCAGCUCGGGAAGGGUAACUUCGGCAGUGUGGAGAAGUGUCGUUACGACCCCCUGCAGGACAACACCGGGGAGGUUGUAGCGGUGAAGAAGCUGCAGCACAGCACCGCCGAACACCUGCGCGACUUCGAGAGGGAGAUCGAGAUCCUGAAGUCACUCCAGCACGAGAACAUCGUCAAGUACAAGGGAGUGUGUUACACUGCUGGCCGCAGGAACCUGCGCUUGGUGAUGGAGUACCUCCCGUUCGGCAGCCUGAGGGAAUACCUCGCCAAGAACAAGGAGCGCUUCGAUCACAAGAAACUGCUGCACUACGCAUCACAGAUCUGCAAAGGAAUGGACUAUCUGGGUUCUAAGCGUUAUAUCCACAGAGACCUGGCCACGCGGAACAUUCUGGUGGAAAGUGAACUGCGUGUGAAGAUCGGAGACUUCGGCCUGACCAAGGUUCUCCCUCAGGGGAAAGACUAUUACACGGUGAAGGAGCCGGGAGAGAGCCCCAUAUUCUGGUACGCUCCUGAGUCUCUGAUGGAGAGCAAGUUCUCGGUAGCGUCAGAUGUUUGGAGUUUUGGAGUCGUUCUGUAUGAACUGUUCACCUACAGCGACAAGACCUGCAGCCCCCCUGCUGUGUUUAUGGACACGAUGGGUGUGGAUAAACAGGGACAGAUGAUUGUUUAUCACCUGAUCAGUCUUCUUAAAGGCACCUACAGACUUCCCGCUCCUCAGGGCUGCCCUGCUGAGGUGUAUCGCGUGAUGAAGGACUGCUGGUUGGCCGAUCCGGGUCAGAGGCCGUCCUUCAGGUCUCUCAGUCAAACCGUGGACUCUAUCAGGGAGAGUAAAGAUGGAUGAACACCUCACAUCAUCCACACGAAGGUUUAAAAGGACAGUGGGGGUGGGAAGGGGGUUGCUGAGGACACUCGGGUGUUAUUAGGACGCAGCCUUUAUCCAGGUCCCUCCAUGACUCUUGCCUCUCUCACACACAUUUGCACUGUAUAUGUUACCUUCAGCAGUCGCCAUGACGACAUGCAGGUGUAAAAACAACAAAAACAUUCCACUAUUGUUUAAGUGUGUAUACUUUAUACUCAGGGUGUGUGUGUGUGUGUGUGUGUGUGUGUGUUUUAAAGAAAUUUGCUUCUUCACAACCCAUCCGUCAGUGUUCAUCAGCUGGAGCUUAAAUGGCAUCUGUGAA
Messenger RNA from Clarias gariepinus (North African catfish), 4048 nucleotides. RefSeq names its product Janus kinase 2a (gene jak2a). Gene Ontology annotation, biological process: cell differentiation; cytokine-mediated signaling pathway; cell surface receptor signaling pathway via JAK-STAT. Gene Ontology annotation, molecular function: cytokine receptor binding; ATP binding; non-membrane spanning protein tyrosine kinase activity. The record is from RefSeq and is a predicted model, not a curated record. Bases 370 to 3708 code for a protein of 1112 amino acids. The transcript is spliced from 26 exons. Gene Ontology annotation, cellular component: cytosol; membrane; cytoskeleton. NCBI's taxonomy places the organism in Eukaryota, Metazoa, Chordata, Actinopteri, Siluriformes, Clariidae.